GAACAGUUUUUGAAAUCCUCGAGAUGCUUGGCCGACUCGCCGCAACUCGCGCGCUCAAGGGCCUGCACCGUCAGCUACGCCCGGAAUACGGCGCUUCGGCGUCGUUGUCCACGAAGGUGCACCAAUACGACAAGGAACGCACCAAGUUCAAGCAGCCUCCGUUUGAGGAAGUUCUGUACGGUCAGGACGUCAACACCCGUACCGUCACGUUCAACCGACCCAAGGUCCUGAACGCGCUUAACUUGCCCAUGGUGCGAAACCUGACGCCGAUGAUCCAACAAUUUGAAAAGAACCCGACCGUGAACACGAUCGUGUUGGAAGGCGCGGGUGAAAAGGCGUUCUGCGCAGGCGGCGACAUCCGGUUCUUGUACGACAAUGGCAAGGACCCUGAAACCCGCCACUUGGCCCUGGAUUUUUUCCGCGAAGAAUACCGUCUCAACUACAUCUUGGCGACGAUGAAGACUCCUGUGGUCUCAAUCAUCAACGGGAUCACCAUGGGCGGCGGCGUCGGUUUGUCCCUCCACGGCAAGUUCGUCGUUGCCACGGAGAAGACGUCGUUGGCGAUGCCCGAGACGGCCAUCGGAUUCUUCCCCGAUGUUGGCGCGUCGUACAUUUUGCCGCGAUUGGGUCGAAAGCUUGCCGACCUAGACAAGUACGAACCUGUCGUGUCGGCGGCGCAAGCGUUGGCUGGCCAAGGGUUGGGCACAUUCUUGGCGUUGACUGGAGAGCGUAUCAAGGGCGCCGAACUGCUCGCGCUCGCGCUCGCCACCCAUUACGUUGACGCGAAGGACGUCGAGUUGCUCAAGGACCAGCUUCGUGAAUUCAACUUCCCGGAAGACAUGGCAGAGGACACCCGCGAUGACAUGGUCGCCGAAACGAUCACGAUGAUCGAAUCGACCACGGACCCCGUCGACGAAGAGUUCUUGACGACCGUGGAGGCAAUUUUCGGCGCCAAGAACGCCGACGACUCGGUUCAAGGCAUUUUUGACCGCUUGACCGCGCACGAGAGCGAGUGGGCGACCAAUUUGCUCCACAAGUUGCAAUCGGUGUCGCCGUUGAGUUUGAACGUGACGUUGCGCCAGAUGCGUGAAGGCGCCAACAAGACGAUCGACGAGUGCUUCCAAAUGGAGUACCGUCUUGCGACGCGGUUCAUGGAGUCCCAGGACUUUUUCGAAGGGGUCCGCGCGGUCAUCGUGGACAAGGACAACAAGCCCAAGUGGCAGCAUGCGCACGUAUCGGACGUGACGGCGGCCGAAGUCGAUUCGUUCUUUGCCCCGUUGCCGGAAGGCGAAGAGUUGAUCCUGUACAAGGCGCCGACCAUGCCCACCUAUGCUUAAGACACGACUUGGAUGAUACCACACAAUACAGCUCUAGACCGCAAUAUCCCGAUAUGAUUCCACUUUAACUUGGUCACGAUGAACAGCUAUCG
Messenger RNA from Aphanomyces invadans, 1429 nucleotides. RefSeq lists its product as hypothetical. Gene Ontology annotation, molecular function: 3-hydroxyisobutyryl-CoA hydrolase activity. The coding region runs from base 24 to 1337 and encodes 437 amino acids. The record is from RefSeq and is a predicted model, not a curated record. The transcript is spliced from 4 exons. Gene Ontology annotation, biological process: L-valine catabolic process. NCBI's taxonomy places the organism in Eukaryota, Oomycota, Saprolegniomycetes, Saprolegniales, Verrucalvaceae.